AUGAGUAGCAGCCGUAGUCCUUACAAAUUGGCACUGUCGGACUUGAUUCCGGCAGUAGCUGACAACGGAAUCGGAAAUGAGUCCAUCAGUGAUGUUCAGUUAUUGCUCGGAGCGAUAGAAGAGCUCCAGGAAUGGAAUGGUAGUACCCUAGCUGAUAACGAAACCGGUUCCGGUAACCUGUCACGAGUGCUCGGAAGUGUUGCUCCCUCUACAGUUCCCUCGUCCUCGUCGUCCUCGAUGUCAUCCACGUUGGCCUACCUGUUGGAGGCCGGUCGCGUCCAGAUUCCCCUGUACAGUGUUAUCUUUCUGUUGGCUGUGAUAGGCAAUUCGUUGGUGAUUCUCACCCUGGUGCAGAACAAGCGGAUGCGAACCAUCACCAAUCUGUUCCUGCUCAAUUUGGCUGUGUCGGACCUGUUCCUCGGAGUGUUCUGCAUGCCGUUCACCCUCGUCGGGACGCUGCUGCGGGACUUUGUCUUCGGGGAGGUCAUGUGCAAGCUGUUGCCGUAUCUGCAAGCUUCGUCAGUGGCGGUAUCGGCUUGGACGUUAGUUAUAAUCUCGGUGGAGCGCUACUACGCUAUCUGCCAUCCGUUGCGAUCCCGACGGUGGCAAACGCUCAGUCACGCGUACCGUCUCAUAGCGCUCAUCUGGUGCGGCAGUCUGUUCUUCAUGCUGCCGAUCGCUGUGCUUAGCAAAUUGAUUCCCACCAAUCAAGGUCACCACAAAUGCCGCGAGCUGUGGUUCGACCGAGGCUACGAGCGAGCCUACAAUCUCUUCUUGGAUGUGAUUCUACUGGUGCUUCCGCUGCUAAUUCUGGCCGUGACCUACUCGCUUAUCACGCGGACUCUCUGCCGGGGGAUGCACGACUUUCGGCGGUACUCGAAGGCACUCUCGACGGCACGGUCCACCGAUGGGGAGCUGAUGACGACGAUGACCGCGGCCACCGACAUGGCAGUAGGCCGGGAGCGGUCCUUCCGUCGCCAUAACAACAAUAAUCGAGCAGCCGACCAGUACCUGGAGGUGUACAUCCGUCCAAAUGGAAGCACCAACACGCGCUGCCCAUCGAUCAAAUGCCACCGAACAACUUCCUCGACCACUCCGGCCACGACAACAUCCUCCGUGGCCGCUUCGUCCACCGAAACAAUGGAAACGACGGUUGCCGCUGCAACGGGCACCCUGCUGUCGGACACCAUCCCGGGGAACGAUAUCGUCGUUAGUUGGAACCAUCACCAUCACUCCGGCCAACAGCCGGCGGAUUCGACGUCCUCGUGUUCACCGUUCCGUUCGACGGCCUCCAUCAAGGACUCGAACCGACUGAAGAAUCCUGCGUUGAGAAAAUCCAACAUGGAGAAAAGCCUCACCAACAAGAAGCGCAUCAUAAAAAUGCUGUUCGUGGUGGUGCUGGAGUUCUUCAUCUGCUGGACGCCGCUGUACGUGAUCAACACGAUGGCCCUGUUCUGGCCGAGCACCGUUUACCACAAUCUGGGCUACACGGCCAUCAGUUUCUUCCAGCUGUUGGCGUACUCGUCUUCGUGCUGCAAUCCCAUCACCUACUGCUUCAUGAGCGGCGGCUUUCGGAAAGCGUUUCUCAACCUGUUCCGGUGCUUCCGGCCGUGCUCCGGAGGGUUUGAUGGCGGGGGACUUCGGCGCAACCGUCGUAAUAGUAGUGCCAUGUGCGGUUUGUACGUGACCAGUGGUUGUGAGAGUGCGGGUGGGGUUGGAACGGCUGCCCUGCUUAGGAAGUAUAGCAGCCGACGGAAGCAGCAAUCGCUACGAACCAUGGACACCGUCCUCAGCACCGAUGGAGUAGUCAGCUUGAAACAGCGGGAUCCAACGGUGGCGAUGGCUAGUGUUUCUAACGCACCUUCUGAAAAUGGUCAACAACAGCAGCAGCAGCAACAUCUUCAUCAUCAACACCAUCGGUUUUGUCAUCACAGUCAGAGCCAAGAGUAGCGUAGGUGCUAAUUGCUUUUAAAGGUGAUGAAAGUUGUGGGGAACAUUAGGGUGGCUCCAAAUCAAACAGCUCAUUCAAUUCUAACUCAGAUUCUGACUGUCCUCCCAAAAUUUGAGCUCAUUAGGAUUAAGACUUAUGCAGCCUACAGACGCUCAGAUGGUUUGACCAACAUUUACUCCGUUUGUUAUAUUUCUUGUGAUUGUUAUUUUUCCGAAUUCUGAGGCUGUAGUGGAAAAAUUCCUACGUUUUCUGGACAAUAAUCAUAGUUAGGAGAGCCUGCUCUUUCAAAAUGUAAGUAUUGGAAGAAAUGGAUAUUGAUGAGCAAUUCCACUUAUAAUUCGCACGAAGCAAAAUCGGUAAAACUUUAACAGUGU
Molecule: messenger RNA, 2325 nt
Organism: Aedes aegypti (yellow fever mosquito)
Lineage: Eukaryota; Metazoa; Arthropoda; Insecta; Diptera; Culicidae
Product: D(2) dopamine receptor A
Exons: 5
Coding region: 1-1950 (649 amino acids)
Biological process (GO): neuropeptide signaling pathway
Cellular component (GO): membrane
Molecular function (GO): neuropeptide receptor activity
Source: RefSeq, a predicted model, not a curated record